Molecule: messenger RNA, 922 nt
Organism: Jatropha curcas
Lineage: Eukaryota; Viridiplantae; Streptophyta; Magnoliopsida; Malpighiales; Euphorbiaceae
Source: RefSeq, a predicted model, not a curated record
AGCCAAGCGUUCAAGCGUCGCUAUACGCUAGCUCUUUCCUCUCUCCCGUACCCAUUUAACCAUUUUAUCAAACACCUCUGCUUCAUUAAUAGCCACUUAUUUCAACAACGACAAGACACUGUCCUCAGUGGUAGUACCUUUUAACUCCAUCUCGCCUCUCCCUUAUAUUCUUGGUAGUUGCGAUGAAAUGCUCUGUUUUAAUGUGUCUCCUAUUCAAUUACCAGUCACAACUCCUCCGCUGAAACCAAACACUCAAAAUUUGAAAAUGGGUUUCUUUGCCUUUCCAAGAUCUUCAACUUUAAUGGCCGUUUUAUGGUCAAUCGCCUUCCUUGAAAUGAUUUCUGUCACAUCUCCAUUUGCUUUUGGUGUUAUUGAUGCAGAAAAGCCAUCAGCUUAUAAUGUUCUUAAAGAAUACAACUGUCCGAUCGGUCUUCUUCCAGUAGGCGUAACUGGGUACGAGCUAAAUAGAGAGACAGGUGAAUUUGCGGUCUAUGUGAAUGAAACUUGUAAAUAUAAGAUUAAUCAAUACACGCUCGAGUAUAAGAGUACCAUUACGGGAGUAAUAUCGAAAGGCAAGCUCCGGAAUUUGACGGGCGUUAGGGUUUUUGUUAUUUUGCUAUGGAUUAAUAUCGUGGAAGUUACUCGAGAUGGCGAUGAGCUUGAUUUCUCUGUUGGAAUUGCUUCGGCAAACUUUGCAAUUGAUAACUUUAAGGACUGUCCCAGGUGUGGCUGUGGAUUUAAUUGUAACAAGUUGAAGAAUAGUCUUGUUUUUUCUUCUUAAUCAGUUCAUAUUUAUUUUAUUGGUUAGAAACUAAGGGAUGUUCAGAUCUAUGAGCAGAGCUAAUUAUGAAAUUGCCUGUAGCUGUAAUGUAAUAUUGUGUUUCGCAAUAUUGUAAUGAAGGGUUUUCGUUCCAAUUUUUAA